This is a messenger RNA of Polistes canadensis, 579 nucleotides long. Its product is annotated as histidine-rich protein PFHRP-II-like. The record is from RefSeq and is a predicted model, not a curated record. Lineage: Eukaryota; Metazoa; Arthropoda; Insecta; Hymenoptera; Vespidae. The transcript is spliced from 3 exons. The coding region runs from base 1 to 579 and encodes 192 amino acids.
AUGCACAUGGAACGAAACUUGAAACUGCAACUGCACAGAAACAUGCAACUCCUACUGCACAUACAAAUGACACUGCAACAGCAAAUGCACAUGCAUCUGCUACAAAACUUGAGUUCCGUUAUUUAUCGGAACAGUAGGCACACUGCUAUUGUACAUAAAAAUGACACUGCAACAGCACAUGCACAUACAACUACCCAUGCAUAUGCUCAUGCAACGGCUACUGAACACAAAAUUGUACAUGCACAUGCUAUUGCAACUACACAUCCUCAUACUCAUGCAACUGCGACUGCACAUGCUCAUAGCAAUGCAAAGGCACCUGCAACAGCACAUGCUACUGCAAUUGCACAUGCACAUGCACAUAAACAUGCAACUGCAACUGCACCUGCACAUGCUACUUCACAGGCACAUGCAAAUGCUACUGCAACUAAACGUGUUACUGCACAUGCACAUAGACCACAUACAUAUGCAACUGUAACUACACACGCAUAUGCAAAUGCAACUGCACCUGCACAUUCACAUAACAAUGCAACUGAAACUGCACAAGCACAUGUAGCUGUUACUGUAACUGCAAAUGCUUAA